GCGCAAUUUGUGAGGAGAGACAUCGCCCCGACGACAGUCCUUGCAGCAUGAGCUCCAUCGCGAAGUUGACCCAGAUCGCCAAGAUCGUGGACCAGAAGGAGAAGCUGGCCGCGUACAAGGACUACAUCGAUGCGUCGGCUCUGAACGAGGCUGCGCUCAAGUCCCUUCUGGAGCAUGUCUUGACCGACGACGUCCAGCUCGUGGUCGCGCGAACGGUGCUGAGCCAAUUCGCCCAAGCGGUCGGGCGCAUCGACACGGAAGUCCAUGCGUGGAAGAAGGACCUGCUCGUCUUUGCGCUGCAGCAGAUCAAGCCGCGGAUCCUCUCGUUCGAGGAGACGGACGUGGUCCUUCGCGAGCAACUCUGCGACCUCUUCAUGGAGGAAGAAGAGUACAUUGAGGCGGCCAAGACGCUUGCAGCCAUCAACCUCGAGAGCUCGGCGCGGCAGUACUCGGACGACGAGAAGGCCGAAAAGUACGUCAAGAUCGCCGAGCUCUACCUCCAGGAGGACGAGACGGUCGACGCCGAGAACUUUAUCAACCGCGCGUCCCGGGUCAUUCACGCUGUCGACGCCUCCAACUGGGCGCUCAAGAUCCGCUACCAAGUGUCGUACGCGCGCAUCCUCGACUCGAAGCGCAAGUUCCUCGACGCCGCUUUGCGCUACUACGAGUUUUCCCAGUCCAAGCCCGAUGAAGUCGACCCGGACGACCUCCUCCAGCUCCUCGGGAAAGCGACGACGUGCGCGAUUCUCGCGGCCGCGGGGCCCCAGCGCUCGCGCCUCCUCGCCACGCUCUACAAGGAUGAGCGCAUCAAGUCGAUGGAGCACGCGGGUAUUCUUGAGAAGCUCUACUUGGAGCAGCGUCUGCGCCGGUCCGACAUUGCCGCGUUCGAAGAGGGCUUGCUCCCGCACCAAAAGGCCAAGCUCGCCAAUGGCUUCACGGUCGUCGAGCAAGCGUUCUUGGAGCACAACAUGCUCGCUGUCUCGCGCAUCUACACGAGCAUGUACUUUGACGAGCUCGGCACGCUCCUCGGGGUCGACGCCAAGAAGGCAGAGAAGGUGGCCGCCAUUAUGAUUAGCGAAGACCGCAUGAAGGGCUCAAUCGACCAGGUCAACGGCCUCCUCGAGUUUGAACAAGACGGCGAGGUGCUCCAAGCCUGGGACGACCGCAUCAACUCGAUCUGCCUCAACGUCAACGCGUGUGCCGAAAACAUCCAGAGCAAGUACCCCCACGUGCUCUCGUCGUCUGCGUAA
This is a messenger RNA of Saprolegnia diclina VS20, 1250 nucleotides long. RefSeq lists its product as hypothetical. The record is from RefSeq and is a predicted model, not a curated record. The transcript is spliced from 9 exons. NCBI's taxonomy places the organism in Eukaryota, Oomycota, Saprolegniomycetes, Saprolegniales, Saprolegniaceae. Gene Ontology annotation, cellular component: COP9 signalosome; cytosol. Bases 48 to 1250 code for a protein of 400 amino acids.